Nakaseomyces glabratus is the source of this 1341-nucleotide messenger RNA. RefSeq names its product N-acetylphosphatidylethanolamine-hydrolyzing phospholipase D (gene FMP30). The record is from RefSeq and is a predicted model, not a curated record. Gene Ontology annotation, biological process: N-acylphosphatidylethanolamine metabolic process; N-acylethanolamine metabolic process. Gene Ontology annotation, cellular component: cytoplasm; membrane-bounded organelle. Gene Ontology annotation, molecular function: zinc ion binding; N-acylphosphatidylethanolamine-specific phospholipase D activity. Lineage: Eukaryota; Fungi; Ascomycota; Saccharomycetes; Saccharomycetales; Saccharomycetaceae.
AUGUUUUGUUCUGUGGGUCGUAUCCCAUUCCAGCGAUGCCGAUUGCAUGCCCGGUCGUUAAGUAUCAGCCCGUUGACUAAAAAGGAGAAAAGACGCAUAGGCUAUGGUUCAUUGGCGGUUUUGAGCUUUCUAGUCCCUUACACUGCCUAUGCUGUGUUUGUGACUGUGUCUGCCUAUUCGGAAAUUGACACCAGGCUGGACUUAAGCGAAGUGGUUGAGAAGAAAGAUGGGUUAAACUACCAAGGCACUCUUAUCAAGUAUUCGCCCUUGCAAGUCCUAGGCAGGUAUGAGAAUCCAUUUGCUGAAUAUAGAAUUCAAACUAUAUAUGAAUUUUUCAUCAACAGAGUUGUCGAAUUGUUUCAAAGAAAUCGUGGAGGUAUACCAGCAGAAAGAGCUCACAUGAAUCAAUUGAUGCCAGUGCAUAAACCUACAUGGUCGGAGGACAAGAUCAAAAUAGAAGAUGAACAAUUAAUAAAAUAUCAAUUACUCACAGAACAUGAUGAUCUAAAAACUAUGAAUGUAAAUGUAGACUCGAAGGACGAUAAUAUUCCAGUUUACAGCACAUGGUUAGGCCAGUCCUGUAAUUUUGUGAGCUAUAACGGAUUGAAGGUAUUAACAGACCCUUUAUUCUCAGAUUAUUUAAUACAUAAAAAACUUGGGCCUAAACGGAUCACUGAUAUGCCUGCAAAUAUUGAAGACGUACCAAAACCAGAUAUCAUAAUGGUAUCACACAAUCACCCUGAUCAUUUAGACCAAGAAAGCAUUGAGCAUUGGAAAAACUCAGAGACUUUGUGGAUUGUACCCAAAGGUUUGAAGUCCUAUAUGGAUAAGAAUAAAAUUAAAAACUACAUUGAGCUGUCUUGGUGGGAAACGUGCGAGUUAGAGAAAGACAACGAGAUUUACCACAUUUCAUGCACGCCAGCAAUGCAUUGGUCUGGUAGAUCAGUCCUGGACACCAAUCAAUCAUUGUGGUGCUCUUUUUUGCUAAGUCACAACAAAAAACCGAUUUUAUUCCAUGCUGGUGAUACUGGCUAUGUCAAAGAUUUAUAUGUCAGAAUAAAAGAUAGAUUUGGUGCCGGAUGUAAAUUAGCACUGUUACCUUGUGGUCAAUACUGUCCUGAAUGGCAUCAAAAGCCUCGACAUAUUAAUCCAAGGGAAGUCAUCAAAAUCAUGAAAGAUAUGGAAGCUAACCAGGUUCUUGGUGUUCACUGGGGUACUUUUGUUCUUAGUGGUGAAUACUUCCUGGAACCAAAAGAGAGGCUGGAGAUGCUUGCAGAAUUUGAUGGAAUACGGGACAAAUGUUAUUGCCCAGAAUUGGGUAAAACAAUCAAAAUCGAAUAG